Schistosoma turkestanicum is the source of this 3051-nucleotide messenger RNA. The record is from the annotation of a GenBank genome assembly. Lineage: Eukaryota; Metazoa; Platyhelminthes; Trematoda; Strigeidida; Schistosomatidae.
AUGUCGGUUACACAAGCAUACCCGUCUGGCCAAGCCACUUCUUUAGCUGUUUACAAUUUGCCCAGCUCGGCAGAUGAGACAGAAGUUCAGUCAAUAUUCCCUUUGGCCAGGUCAGUCAACUUCGUACGAAGUCAUUCCGUAUCUUCGCAAUCUAAAGGCAUGUGCAUCUUGCAAUUCAACAAUGCUCGUGACUGUCAACAAGCCUACGACGAAUGUCUUCAAGGAAAAGAAAUUGGUGGACAGCUGUUGCAUGCAGAACUGAACGGAGAUUGUCGCUCCGGUUCGUCAGAAAAUUUAAACGUCAGUCAGAAUUACGGAGCCAAUUCCAGGGAUUUCAGGCGCUCACACGCUGAUAAUGAAUACGGACAGCCUACAUAUGAUGCGCAUAGUAGAACCGACGGUGACGGUUCUUCGAAUUCUUCUUGUACACUUACCGUGUCAAAUCUCCCUUAUACAGCAUCUGAAAGAGAUAUUAUGCGUGAGUUUCCAGAAGCCCUUCGAGUGGCGCUUUCGUUAGACGAACAGGGACGUUCCAGGGGUGUUGCCCACGUUACUUUUUCAAACUCCGACCAGUGCAGUGCCGCUCUUACCUCCUGUGGGAAUAAGAUGAUGGGUGGCAGGCCUGUGCGUGGACGAAUCCAGAGAGACCAGGAGCAUAACCAACAACCGGGUUAUAAUAAUCAACGCCCCUAUCAUCGUGAACAAAGAGAUUACGGUCAACGUGGUCAACGUGAUUACGGCCAGCGUAAUUUCAACAAUCGAGAUCAUACUAACCAGCGUGAAAAUGGUAACCAGAGAGAUGGCAAUCAACGAGAGUACAACCAGCGUGACUAUAGUGGUCAACGUGAUUACUCGAACAGACAAGGCCGACAGUUUGACUACAACUCAGGAAGGGGCGAAAGAGAUGUAAACCGUUUCCAAGGUGCCCCAGCUAAUCGAGGCGGACCACGCGAAUUUGGGACUAAGUCUCCAAAGCCAGGUGCUACUCCGGAGUCUAAAAGCAAGCAGCUCUUGAAUGGUAAAGUCACUCCAGUGAGACCUGGAUCCAAACGUCCAGUCCCUGUCGGCAGUGAUGAGAGUGAUGCGGAUGUCGAGACAGGUGUGUUGUGUGGUGAUGCUGAUGAACUGAGAACGUCUCACAAGAAACUGAAAUUGGAAACUGAGAAAGAAAUGGAAUUGAAGAAGGGUCCUAGAAAUGCCGAAGAAGAAGAGGACGAGGAAGAUGAUGAUGAUGAUGAGGAGGAUGACGACGACGAAGAUGAUGAUGAUGAUGAGGAGGAGGAGGAGGAUGACGACGAGGAAGAAGACGAUGAUGAUGAAGAGGAGGACGAUGAUGAUGAUGAGGAGGAUGACGAUAGUGAGGAGGAUGAAGACGAAGAACCAAGCGAUGACAACAAUGAAGACAACUCCAAUCUGAAUCUCAAGAAAGGUAAAAUUGCCAACAACUUAGUUGCACAGAAGGUUAUUCAAAAGCCUGAUUCGUCACCAAAGAAUGAGAAACAGAAGGAAAGUAAAGUACCGAGCACACCAAGUAAAGCAAUUGUGUCAGGGCCACAAGGUAGCAGUACAUCAGGGAAGAUCCUCAUACUGAAUGGACCUGACAACUUGAACGGUCUGAAAGAAUUCCUCUCUAAGAUAAGUCCAGUGACCAGCUUAGGCAAGGUGGAGCCUGCACCUAUAAUGGCUACUGUCACCAACAUUAACAUGUUCAAAAGCCGACUAAAGUCAGGGAAGUUGGUGUUCCAUGGGAAAGAGCUCGAAGUAAUACCCGUGGGUGGAGUUGAUGAUGACGAAAAAGGAAAGCCCACCAAGACUUUGUUCGUAGGUGGAAUCCCAAAAUCAUUGACAAUUGAACAACUAAAAAGUCACCUCCCCAGUAACUGCCGACCGGUUUUUCAGAGGCUGCUAACUAAAAACCCAAAAUCCAAUAGUGCUUUUAUGUCCUUCUCCUCUAUUGAUAAUGCAAAACAAGCUCACCAGAUUUUCGACUCGUUGAAUGUGGAAGGUCAACAGCUCAAUUCCAACUUCGCUAGAGAUCAACAGCCUCGAGCUGGUUCUGAUAUCGGCGCAAGGGCUGCAGUAUUAGACUGUCAUCUUCAUCCAAACGACUUGCGUGAGAUGUUCCCAACAUGUGUAGACGUUCAGUGGAUCCAGAAAAAACGAAAGGCAAUUCUUAAAUUUCCUUCUCUGGAAGUCCGCCAGACUGCUGUCUCACAGCCAAAGUUCCACGCUGGUCAAAAGCUAAAACUGGCAUUAACAGGUGGACCAGAACUCAAGACUGCUACAGUUUGGGGUUUUCCAACUGAUACAAAAGAAUCAGACAUCAAAGGACUAUUUAGCGGAGUCGUUUCAGUCUCACGUGACACAACUGCCAAACACCAAAGUCCGCCCAUGACCGUCGAGUUUGAGACCGCUUCAGACUGCAGCAAUGCUAUUUCUUCAAAUCCAACUCUAAAAGGUCGCCGCUUAAACAUAUUUUUGAAAGAGGUUUGUAUUGAUGAUUGUGCUGACACACAACAGAAACAGUCUGGGCCACCUGCGAAGAAAGCUAAAUCUGUAGAAGUAAGUAGUGCUUCGAAGACCAAGGUUGCGCCCAAAAUCUCAAAGCCGGAGGAAGUGGGUGAUGAAGACGACGAUGAGGAUGAGAAUGACGAGGAAGAGGAUGAAGAUACAAGUGAAGAGGGUGACGAAAGUGAAGAAGACGACGACGAAAGUGAGGAGGAAAGCGAAGAAGCGGAUGGAAGUGAAGACGGAAGUGAUGAAGACGCUGAAAUGGUCUCACCUAAGAGUAUGAAGAACAAAAAGUUUUCUAACCCGCAAGACAAGAAAUCAUUCGGUGGAUUUCCAAAAGCGGACAAUCGUCCGGGAGAUCGAGACAACUUUAAAUCGCAGCACAGGUUUGGUGGUGAUUUCAAGCACAAUUCGUUCCGUGGUCGUGGUGGUCGGUCUCGCGGUCGCGGUGGCCAGUCACCUCAUGGUCGGGGUGGGCAGUCUUUCCGUGGUCGUGGUGGAAACCGUGGGGGUUGGCAAAAACGCGGUGGUUCUGGUUAA